Molecule: messenger RNA, 9443 nt
Organism: Mercenaria mercenaria
Lineage: Eukaryota; Metazoa; Mollusca; Bivalvia; Venerida; Veneridae
Product: plexin-A1-like
Exons: 15
Coding region: 96-2894 (932 amino acids)
Biological process (GO): negative regulation of cell adhesion; semaphorin-plexin signaling pathway involved in axon guidance; positive regulation of axonogenesis
Cellular component (GO): semaphorin receptor complex
Molecular function (GO): protein binding; semaphorin receptor activity
Source: RefSeq, a predicted model, not a curated record
UUUGUAAUGCGCCAUUUGCAUAUCAAAAAAGCUGUAAGGUAGCAAGAGUACAUUUCAGUUAGUAUGUCAAUAACUGUUAAAUCUUGGUUGUGAAAAUGAAACUAUUGCUCAUUUUGAUAUUGCUGGUCAGUUUCUCAAUGACAGUUUCAAUAAACUAUAUUGCCUAUACUUUUGAGCUUGAAACGAAGUUGGGCAUUUUUUUCGAAAAUGCCUGUACAGACAGACAAACAGGCAAGAUUUAUGUUGGGGCUAAAAAUAAGUUGUACAAACUUGGAGAAAAUUUAGAGAUGAUAUCUGAGAUAGACACUGGACCUGCAGUGGAUAACGUUAACUGUCUCUAUAUACGUGGAUGUUCUCUUCCCGAAACUCUAACCGAUAGUUACAGUAAAGCAAUUCUCAUAGAUUAUGAGAAUAAUCGUUUAAUUCACUGUAUUAGUCUACACAAUGGUAUUUGUGUGAAACAUGAUCUUAAGAAUAUUACGAGAACAGAAGACCAGAUCUAUUUACCUAUGGUAGCUAAUACUGAUUCAGCUACAACGUUUGCGUUUAUUGCUCCAGGGCCGGUAAGGGAUGAAAAUGAUCAUUGGGCAUUGGUGCUUAAUAUUGGAGUUCAAUACGCAAACAAUGGCCCAGUCCAGGACAGGAUUCCGAGUUUUGCAAGCAGAAAUUUGUAUGACUUUUCACUGGUUAAUACGGAUCUUCUCCAGCAGUCUGAACUCCGCUUAGAUUUCACCAGUAAAAUUUCAUUUCCAAUCCGCUAUGUUUAUGGAUUUAGCUCUGGAAAUUAUAGUUACAUGAUUACUGUUCAGAAAGUUAAGCCUUAUAAUGAAACUUAUGUAAGUAAAAUUUUCCGCGUGUGUCAAAGAGACAGAAAUUUCUUCACUUAUGCAGAAAUACAACUCCAGUGUCGGAACAACGGAACUCUGUACAAUCUUGCCCAGUCAGCUUAUCUUGGUAAGGCUGGGAGCCAGCUAGCAGAGGGAUUGAAUAUUUCAGCAACCCAAGAUGUUCUCUAUGUCACCUUUUCAAUUGGAGAGCCGGGUUCAAGUGUUCCUACUAAUGAGUCUGCAUUGUGCAUUUACCCAAUGAGUAAUGUUGGAAAGGUGUUUACAAGAAAUAUCAAGGAAUGUUUUGAAGGGAAAGGACAAACUGGCCCAGAGCAUUUUUCCUAUUCUGAAAAGUGCAUAACAGUACCAGGUUUGGAAAUUGAUGAAACAUACUGUAACAAAUACCAAAGAUUCUUUGAACAGCCAGUAGAUGGCCCUAUUCCUGUAGGAGUUGAUGCUGCCAUAACAUUUCAAAGUGUGGCAUCUGCGUUAACUGUAGAUGUCACGUCUAAUUACACGAUUGCCUUUGCUGGAAGUGGAAAAGGACACAUUUUCAAGGUUGUCAUGGAGACCCAGACAUCUGCAACAGUAUAUGAAGAUGUAGAAAUAGCAGAGGGUGAUGCUAUAAAAUCUAGCUUGCUGUUUGACAUUGGGCAUGAACAUAUUUAUGUCAUGACAGAUUACAAGUUGUACAAGAUGAAGCUUUAUGAAUGUUGUCAGUACACCACUUGUACUACCUGCCUUGGUGCUAACAACCCAUACUGUGGAUGGUGUUCGCUGGAGAACAAAUGCAGUGUGCAAAAAGAAUGUAACCAAACUGAUGAGAUGGGGUGGCUGCCAUAUAGUGAAAAUUUUUGUCCUAACAUCACUAAUGAGAAUGCAGAUAUUCAACAGAUUCCAGCCUUAACUUCCAUUCACCCGAACACAGGUCCUCAGUCAGGGGGUACAUUGGUUACUAUAUACGGGCAGUAUUUGUAUACUGAUAUAGCUACAACUGUAACAAUUGGAGGGCAUUGUUGUUCUCUGACAGAUCCAGACAGGGCUCGUUAUUCCUCGGAAAAUGCAAGUUCUAACGAGUCCAAUCCAGUAUCUUAUACAGAUUUGUUGAACUUCAGAAAAUAUUCAUCUAAUCCAAAUGAACUUGUUUGUAAGACAAGUACAGCAUAUAAAAGUCAACUGAACAAACAGCUAGACGUUGUGGUACAUAUCAAUGGAACCAGGGUUUCGGCGGACAAGAAUAUGACAUAUACAUAUGUUGAAGACCCCAAAAUCACAUCCAUACAUCCUAAGAGAAGCUUUCAGAGUGGAGGCAGAGCGUUAACAAUAGAAGGAUCAAAUCUGUUUGCUACACAGAUACCAAUGAUGUAUGCAGUUAUUGAUGGUGUCCAGAUGGGUCCUGAGAACUGUACAAGGGAUAACACUGCAGUAAUUUACUGUCCCACCCCGAAGUACAUAGAUCCAUCCACUGGUUCUGUAGAAGAAACAGAUUUUGUGAAUGCAAGGUUAGGGUUUAAGAUGGACAGUGUAACUUCUGUUACCGCUGACAACCUUCCUCUUAACCUGGGAAAUAUCAUGUACUAUCCAGAUCCAUCUCUGCAGAACUUCACAGAAGUCAUGGAAGUCAAUAACACACAGGAUCACGUUGUUAUUAAAGGUACUCGUCUCUCACUUGCAGCAGAUGGCCCUGAUGUAAAGGUAUAUAUCGGAUGUGGGACAUGUGAUGUAAUUUCAAUGACAGCUGAGGUAAUAGUAUGUAAACCUCCAGAAGAUAAACCAGUAUGUGAUGAAUCAAAUGAACAACAGUUUAUUGUAAAUGUAUCGAUAGGCAACUUUCACCAAAGUGUUGGAUUACUUUCUUUCAAGGUCAAAUCUCAGUCAGCAAAACCAAGUAAUAUUGGCACGUUGGUGAUUGUUAUAGCUGUCAUUUGUGUAACUGUUAUACUUUCCACAGGUGCCAUCCUGAUGUUUUGUAGAUACAGAAAGAAACACUCUGAAGGGGGAAAUACGAUAUUGUUUUGGAAUGAAAAUGGUGUAGAGGAGGUUGGGCUAAUUCAUGAUAGCGAGUGAGAGAAAUCUCCUGAGCAGAACUGCCUGCAACAUGUUACAUAACAUUAAACUGGCGUAGAGGACGGGUAAAGAUUCACAUGACACAUAUCAAAACAGUGAAAAACUCUAUUUGUUUACUAAUGAUAGAACAUUUUUACAUAUCAUUUAACAUUUUUACAUAUCAUAAACUGUGAUUUAAAGUAAAUAGUUAAUUGCUGUGAUAUAUUGUGCCUUUGUGUAAAAAGUGAGCAUAUUUCAACAUUCCAUUAUGCAAUACGCAAGUGCUUUGGAACAGUCUACCAGAAGGAGUACUGUCAGCCCUGUCCCUAGAUGUCUUCAAGACCAGGAUGGGCGGGCUACACAUGUAACUCUGAAGCAGAAGGUUUUUAUCCUGUUUUAGAUGCACUGAAUUUCCCUUCACACAUGUACAUAGUCACAAUUGUGCGACGAGUCCAGCACAUUAUCUGAAAGAAGAAACAUCUGCCCAUUGUGCUUUAAUAGCCUAUUCUUGGGCCCCAUUAGAAAUAAGUCAGACCUGUACUAAAGACUGUCUGUAAAGGGAGACAACCUUGCACUAAAACUUUGUGUAUUUUAUUAACGUCUGCAAACAAGACAUUUUUGUAUUCUUCCAAGCAUUCUUUUUACAGUAUGUUUGGCAGUAUGUCGGUGAGACUUAAUAACUUAAUAUUAUUUGGAUGUUAUUCAGUUUUAUAUCUAUGUUGACAGUUAAGCCAACAAAACAUGUUAUUUUUAUCAUUGUAUUUUAUUUCAUCAUGUAUGAGGUCACUAUUUUUUUUCAAAAUGAUAAUAGGUAUAGCUGUUUCAUCCAUAUAUUGUCAACUCUUCAGAUAAAAUACUGUAUUUUGUUUUAUUUCUACAAGAUAUUUUUAUUAAAUGUGCCAUAUCAUAAUACAUUGUAAUGAAGAAAUGAUUUUCUUUUUGGAGUUCAUGCGAAAUGAUCAGAGAGUAGUGCCAGCGAUUCAUGUUUCAUUUGCCAUUCCUAUUCUGUCAUUCAUUUUCUGUUCACCAGACGGAACAGCUGUGACAUCAUCUAAGGAACGUUCUCCCAGACUAUACGCGGACAUUGUCAAAACAGCGACCUUUCAUCACUAAGCACUGUUGUUGUAACUGGUGCCUUUCCUUUUGCUGUCUAUACAAAACGAACAUAGAAAAGAAAUUUGCAAAUAUAAAUAUGAAAGAAUAAAUCAACAAAGUUUUCCAGCUCUUUGUCUGUUAACUUCCAGGUUAAAUGUUAGUGUAUUCCACACAACUCAACAUGACAUUCCAUUGAGGAAGCACUAUGAUAAAGUUGUUCAUUGCUACAACUAAACAUCUUUAUUUAUAUGAAUUAAAAAUUGUUUAAAAAAAAUUUGACCCAAACAUGCAUACUGGAGACUGAAGUCUGUUCCUAAUUACUGGUCAGGGGCCACCAACCGGACGCUUUUAGAGGUUUUUCGCCAUUUUCUCUUUCAUUUCCUUCAUUACAACUGUGAAAUUUCACAUGAACAUAGUUAGGUGCACCCUCAAGAAGAAGACUUAAUUUGAUUACCCCUAACGAAUGAUUAAUGUUCUUUCCAGGGCCGAAUGUAGGGUCAACUAAACCACUUACUUUCACUGCUUGGCAGUACCAUAUAUAUGGACAGUUUUUUAGCUCACCUGUCACAAAGUGACAAGGUGAGCUUUUGUGAUCGCGCGGUGUCCGUCGUCCGUCCGUCCGUAAACUUUUGCUUGUGACCACUCUAGAGGUCACAUUUUUCAUGGGAUCUUUAUGAAAGUUGGUUAGAAUGUUCAUCUUGAUGAUAUCUAGGUCAAGUUCGAAACUGGGUCACGUGGGGUCAAAAACUAGGUCAGUAGGUCUAAAAAUAGAAAAACCUUGUGACCUCUCUAGAGGCCAUAUAUUUCACAAGAUCUUCAUGAAAAUUGGUCAGAAUGUUCACCUUGAUGAUAUCUAGGUCAAGUUCGAAACUGGGUCACGUGGGGGUCAAAAACUAGGUCAGUAGGUCUAAAAAUAGAAAAACCUUGUGACCUCUCUAGAGGCCAUAUUUUUCAUGAGAUCUUCAUGAAUAUUGGUCAGAAUAAUUAUCUUGAUGAUAUCUAGGUCAAGUUCGAAACUGGGUCACUUAGGGUCAAAAACUAGGUCAUUAGGUCUAAAAAUAGAAAAACCUUGUGACCUCUCUAGAGGCCAUAUUUCUCAAUGCAUCUUCAUGAAAAUUGGUCAGAAUGUUCAUCUUGAUGAUAUCUAGGUCAAGUUCGAAACUGGGUCAUGUGGGGUUAAAAACUAGGUCAGUAGAUCUAAAAAUAGAAAAACCUUGUGACCUCUGUAGAGGCCAUAUUUUUCAUGAGAUCUUCAUGAAUAUUGGUCAGAAUGUUCACCUUGAUGAUAUCUAGGUCAAGUUCGAAACUGGGUCAUGUGCGGUCAAAAACUAGGUCAUUAGGUAAAUAAUAGAAAAACCUUGUGACCUCUCUAGAGGCCAUAUUUUUCAAUGGAUCUUCAUGAAAAUUGGUCAGAAUUUUUUAUCUUGAUGAUAUCUAGGUCACAUGUGCUCAAAAACUAGGUCAUUAUGUCAAGUAAUAGAAAUAACGAUGUCAUACUCAGUUGAACACUGGGUCAUGUGGAGAUAGGUGAGCGAUUCAGGACCAUCAUGGUCCUCUUGUUUUACAACUUAUGGGAACCUCUGUACUGAUGACAUUUUGCUAUGUGAUGUGAAAACGAGUCAAAGUAUUCAUUAUUGGCCUGAAAGAUAUAAAUUUUAUUCAGAUUUUUUUGUUUGGAAAACUACUAUAUGAUAGUAAGAAAUACAGUGCGGAUUUCCAAAAUCCCCCAUGAUAGUUUCAUGCUUCAGUAUGAAUGACGAAAUCAAAAAAUGAAAUUUCCUCCUCAAUAAGUUAUUUUUGUUAGAUAUAAUUCAACAUCAUUGUUAAAAAAUCAGAUGUGUGUUUGACUUAUAAAAGAUUGCUAAAAAUACAGCAAAAUUUAGCAGCUACGAAACUGUCCAAUUUGGUGGUCCUCAACCAGUAGUACUUAGAAGACACUUGUACUCACAAACUUCAUAGGGAGACAGCUUUUGAUUAAUAGAUGACCAGUUUGUUUUUGGGGUCAAAAGUCAUUUUCACUGUGACCUGGAGACUGAGAAUGGUUUACGAUAAAAAAAACCAAAAAACUAAUGAAUGCUUUUGCAUUAUGGUGACCAUGUAAGCUUCAUAGGAUUGUUUGUGGUCAGAAUAUAACCCCUAUCAAUUUUUUGGUCAGUAAGUCAUAAGUAAUGGUUAGUGAUCUCGAGAUAAAACAAUCAAUACCUGGAGGCUAGAGAAUACUUAGAUCCAUGGCUGUCAAACUUUGUAGCAUAAUAAUUGUGAAUGGCCAUUCAGUGACCCCUAUUAUUUCAGGGAUCAGGUCUAAGUUUAUAUCAGUACCUGUAGAAUGCUUGAGGUUAUAGUCAUCAAACUUCCUAGCAUGUUUAUUGCCAGUGAUCUGUCAUCCCUGUUGUGUUAAGGGUUAAGAUGUCAAAGGCCAAGGAUGCAGUGACUUGGAGAGUUUUAAAAUAUAUAUGGUUUAUACCAGGAGACUUUUUACAAACUUCAGUGCAUUUUUGUCUUAAGUUCAGUAGAUGAUCCCCUGUCGGUUUUGGGACCAUAAGGUCAAAGGUCGUGAUCAAAGCAUACUACAGACUGAAAAUUACACAUCUGGUUGCCUUUGUCAGGCCAUUAUGGACAGGCUCGACUGUGUUUUUAUUAACAGCUCUUCUAAGUACAGGUUGAAUGUAUUGAAAAAUAGGUAGACUGCAAGGAAUUCGAGGAUAAGGGGCUGUACUGAUACAUGUUAAGAAACAUGUAUCCCCUAAGUACAUGUAACUAACAGGUAUAUGACUCAUAAGGAAAAGGUAAAUUUUAAUCUGUUUUUAAACAAUAGUUGAUUAAUUGGACAUGAUACAUUUGCCAUGAAAAUGAUUUCAUUCAGUACAUUUAUGCUCAAUGAAACUAUUGAUAUUAUGAAUUAGAUGAGAUUUUAACAUUUUAUGGAGGAAUAUAAAUCUUAUUUUGGAUUUGUAGACAAUGAUGAAUAAGCAUGUUUAUUAUUGAUAUUCUUAUACUAGGGCAAAGCAUCUAUUAUCGGCCCUUGUAGCUGUAAUAUUAUGUGCUAGCCUUCGUAAAUCUGUCAUUCCAUUUUCCGCCAAAUACAUUUUUGUAGUACCAUUUGAAAUAACAUUUUUCAUGGGUCAACUUCAGUACUUUUAGUAACUGUUUAAGAAAAUAUAUCCAAUGAAAAUCUUUGCUACAUUUUACACAAUAAGUGUAGCAUAUAUCGACCCUUGCAUCAUUUAUCGACCCCCUAAAAGUACUGAAGUUUUUCUUAAAAAAUUAAAGUUAAUGAAAUUUGUUAUGCGACAAACAAGGAGAUUCUCGAAUGAUGAGCACGUGUUGGUAAAUGUUGCGGGUCCAACGUAAGCAAGUUAGGGAUCCCAAAUCAGUUUUGGCCGAAGUCAAAAGGCCCGAGAUUUAUAAAAUCGUUUCAUCUGCCUUUUUAUAUUUUUCUAUUAUUUGUAGAUCUCAUCAACCAUGUUUAGGUUCAAUUUAAUCUGAGUUGCUGAGUUGUAGAUAAUCCAUUAAGGAUAUAUACUUAUGAAGUGUGUGUGUAUCGAUUUCCAUUACCCUCGGUACCUGUAUGUUGUGUAAGGAUGCCGUUGUGCAGAGUAAAGCUUGUUUUCAUUAUAGAUCUAUAACCGUAUCAAAGAAUGCAUGACUCGCACUUAUUUUCCAUAAAUUUAAAAAAGAAAUUACCAUGUCCAAAAUGCUAAAUACACAUUUGUAAAUAUCUGCUCGAAUUUUUAAAAUAAUUAUACUGUUACUGUGGCCCCGGAAAGGCGCUUGGCCUGUGCCAUCAUAGAGACCUAAUAGUCUCAGUUUUUUCAACUGCAGGGCAGACUGAUUUCACAGACUGUCAUUUACCAUAUAUCUUUAUAUUUCUAUGUUCAUUAUUAUAUAGAUUAUUGGCGUUAUCAGCAUUUAAAUGUCAUCAAACCUGUUAUGAAACUUUACAGUCGGGGGUCGAUAAAUGAUACAAUGUAUAAAGAGCAUAACGUAUUAUCGACCCUGCUAUUACUGUUAAUUAAACCGAGAUAAAUGGACAUUUCAAUAAAUUUUACCGAUCUACUUUCUUUUCUUGGAAUAACUUUUCAUAACAGAACUCCAGAAACAGAAAACAGUGAUACAUGAGAUUGUCAAAAAUUUCACACUCUCCUUAUCUGUGACAAUUAUUUUCAACCAAAUUUUUUCAAAUUUCUCCUGGCAGCAAAACUUGGCUAAUAAACAAAUUUCGCGAAGAGGUAUGAUGACGUCAUAAACUGCCUCACUAUCUGUUUUACUUCAUGUGACAAAAUAUGCGAAUAUAAAGGAGAACUCGAGAGGGGUCGAUAUUUGAAGGGGGUUGACAUUAGAUGCAGUUGCUCUAGUACUGGUAUACAACAUGUAUAAUACAUUUUUCUUUAGUUUUGAACAUUAAGUGCUUAUUUAUUCAAGUAGAUAAUGACAUUGUGUUUUGUUUUGUGUGUUAUUAUAAUCUUAGUGUAUAUCCAAGCUUCCUGAAAAAUUAAUACCUUGUGGUCUGUGUUUAUUGUACCCCCCGACAACAAAGUUGUAAGGGGGUGUAAACUGGUUUCAGAUUGUCUGUCUGUCUGUCUGUCCGUAGACGCAAUCUUGUGCGCACCAUCUCUCCUUAUCCCCUUGACAGAAUUUAAUGAAACUUCACACAAGUGAUCAGUACCAACAGUAGUUGUGCAUGGGGCAUGUUAGGUUCUUUUAGAAAAAAAAUUUGCAGAGUUAUGGGACUUUUGUUUUUUUGUUACUAUACUAUAUACAUAGACACAAUCUUGUGCGCACCAUCUCUCCUCAUCCCCUUGACACAAUUUAAUGAAACUUCACACAAGUGAUCAGUACCAACAGUAGUUGUGCAUGGGGCAUGUUAGGUUCUUUCAGCGACAAAAAUUGCAGAGUUAUGGGACUUUGUUUCUUGUUAACAUACUAUGUACAUACAGUCUGCAUAUGCAAUCUUGUGCGUGCCUAAUCUACCAAACCCUUGCACACAAUUUAAUGAAACUUCACACAGGUGAUCAGUACCAACCCUAGUUGUGCAUGGUGCAUGUUACAUUCUUUUAGAUAAAUAUUCUGCAUAGUUAUGGGACUUUGUUUUUGUUACUAUACUGUAUUAUACAUACAGUCUAUAUAAAUACAGUCCACAUAAUUAUGCAGUCUUGUGUGCGUCAAAUUGCAAUGUACUGUGUCAGUGCAUGCGGGGGGUACAUUCAUCACCUUUAGUGAUAGCUCUAGUUCUGUUUGAGGUGACAAUAUAAAACAUUUUAUAGCAACUGUUUGUGCAAAUUGUCGAAAUAGAUUCAUUCAGUAUUUGAUAGAAAGAAAAGAAUAAGGUAACUUUUAAAUUGUUGCAUUCAUUUAUUUGUCAUGAAUAUUUGUUAUGGCUUGAUGAACAAUAUAUUUGUUAUAUUUUACAGUUUUUUGUUAUUCACGUACAUUUUGUAUAAUUUAGCCUUCAUAAUAAAGUUUUAUACUUUGCAA